Diaporthe amygdali is the source of this 1305-nucleotide messenger RNA. RefSeq names its product histone acetyltransferase type b subunit 2. Bases 1 to 1305 code for a protein of 434 amino acids. Gene Ontology annotation, cellular component: cytoplasm; Rpd3L complex; nucleus. The record is from RefSeq and is a predicted model, not a curated record. Lineage: Eukaryota; Fungi; Ascomycota; Sordariomycetes; Diaporthales; Diaporthaceae. Gene Ontology annotation, biological process: regulation of gene expression. Gene Ontology annotation, molecular function: histone binding. The transcript has 4 exons.
AUGGCACCCGCCCCCGUCGUCGACGACGUCGACCUCGACAUGGAACAGGAUGAUGCCAACGAGAAUGAGGAGAAGAUCAUUAACGAGGAGUACAAGACUUGGAAGAAGAACAGCCCCUUCCUCUACGACAUGAUCCUGAGCACUGCUCUCGACUGGCCUACUCUGACCACCCAGUGGUUUCCCGAUGUCAAGGAGCCCCAGGACAAGAACUACCGUGUGCACCGCCUUCUGAUCGGCACUCAUACCGCGCCUGGCGCCGACAACUACCUGCAGAUUGCUGAAGUCGAGAUCCCAAAGUCUGCUGAGCCUAAUCCCAACGAUUACGAUGAGGAUCGCGGUGAGAUCGGUGGUCACGGCCGCGAGCCUGCCGCCAUCAAGAUGAACAUCAUCCAGAAGAUCGACCACCCAGGCGAGGUCAACAAGGCCCGUUAUCAACCCCAGAACCCGGACAUGAUCGCAACUCUGUGCGUUGACGGCAGGAUUCUCGUCUACAACAGAACCAAGCACAGUAGUCUCAACCCCAGUGGCACCCCAAGCCCUGACAUCGAGCUGCACGGCCACAAUGAAGAGGGUUUCGGCCUGAACUGGAGCCCUCACCAGCCCGGUGUGCUCGUCUCUGGAAGCCAAGACACCACAGUCUGCAUCUGGGACCUCAACACAAUGCACGGCAAGACGGUCGAGCCGUCCCGAAGAUUUACCCACCACAAGCGUGUCGUCAACGACGUCCAGUAUCACCCUGUCGCCAAGCACUUCAUUGGCACUGUCUCGGAUGAUUUGUCGCUCCAGAUCCUCGAUACCAGACAAGCCGACUCCAGCAAAUCCGCGCUGACUGUACAGAAAGGUCACUUCGACGCCAUCAACGCCCUCUCCUUCAACCCCGGCUCUGAGUUCGUGAUUGCCACAGCCUCCGCUGACAAAACCAUCGGUAUCUGGGACAUGCGAAAUAUGAAGGACAAAGUUCACACCCUCGAGGGCCAUAAUGAUGCCGUGACUUCGCUGUCCUGGCACCCUCAGGAACUGGGAGUUCUGGGCAGUGGCAGUUACGACAGGCGGGUCAUCUUCUGGGACCUGACUAGGAUUGGAGAGGAACAGAUACCCGAUGAUGCUGAAGAUGGUCCCCCAGAGCUGCUGUUCAUGCACGGCGGCCACACAAAUCACCUGGCUGACUUCAGCUGGAACCCGAAUGACCCAUGGCUUGUCGCCAGUGCGGCCGAAGACAACGUUCUCCAGAUCUGGAAGCCCGCUGACUCUAUCGUCGGCCGAGAAACGAACGCCGAUAUGCCCAUGGAGGAGAUGGAACGUUAG